Molecule: messenger RNA, 2694 nt
Organism: Xyrauchen texanus (razorback sucker)
Lineage: Eukaryota; Metazoa; Chordata; Actinopteri; Cypriniformes; Catostomidae
Product: flavin reductase (NADPH)-like
Exons: 5
Coding region: 99-722 (207 amino acids)
Source: RefSeq, a predicted model, not a curated record
UAUCAGAAUAGAAGGCAGACGUACUACAGAGCGUUGAAUUUCAAUAUAGAGUCUCUAUUUACAGGUGGAAUUUCACAAGAGCCCUUCGACACGCAGAAAUGUGUGAUGCCAUAAAAAAUGUGGCAAUAUUCGGCAGCACGGGGAUGACUGGGUCAGCGACCUUGCCUAUUGCAGUGGCCGCUGGUUACAAUGUGACUGUGCUGGUAAGAGACCCUGCAAGGCUUCCUCCAGACCACAAGGCCUUCCGUGUGGUGGCGGGAGAUGUGCUGAACAAAGAUGAUGUUAAGAAGACACUGGAGGGUCAGGACGCAGUCAUCAUUAUUUUGGGGACAAACAAUGAUCUUGGUCCCACAACGAUGAUGUCUGAGGGAACACGGAACAUUCUGGAGGUCAUGAAAGCCCAAGGAAUCCGCAAAGUUGUUGCAUGCAUGUCAGCGUUCCUAUUGUGGGAUCGUGCCAAAGUUCCUCCUCGCCUGGUGCCAGUCACUGAAGAUCAUGACAGAAUGUACAAUGUCCUGAAGGAAUCAGGACUGGACUAUACAGCUGCAAUGCCUCCUCACAUUGCUGGUGACAAGCCUCUGACUGAAAAAUACAUUGCGACUGAGAACAUGUUAAAAGGAAGAGUUAUCUCCAAAUUUGACCUAGGCCAUUUCUUUGUCAAGUGCCUCUCCACUUCUGAAUGGGAUGGAAAGACAGUUGGAGUUUGUGGAGAAUAUAGCUAAUCUAUCAAGGCCGCCUUAUUUUUUUUUUUAACAUCAGAAAAUAUGCAGGCCAGCAUUAAAUGUACUAUAGAUAAUCAAAGUAAUAAUUUUUUCAAACAUUUGGUGUUUUAUAGAUAUUUGCAUAGUGACACAUACUUUUUUGUCUAUUCGAUCAAAAUAAGCACAAGCAUUUACAGAAACAUUGUUUAUUGGACAAAAUAACUGGCAACCUUUUGUGUUUGUUUUUCCUUAAAGCAGUGGUUCUCCAUUUUUUUGGUCACCCCCUUUGAAACAAGAAAAGGUUAUAUACUUUAUAUAGUAUAUACUUUCAAUACAUACAAAUUGAUACUGCUGCAGGACAAACUGUUGAAGACAUUUUACACUGGAUAGAAUAGUUUUAAUAAAAAUGGACUUGAGACCAACGGGAGUUUUCCCAGUGGGCUACUAGGUAAUUUGCGCUGGCCAACUGCUAUGCAAGUACCAAACCGUCCUACAGGCAAAAUAGGCACCUGCCCUAGGUUCUAUAAUGCCCGUGUGAACCUCAUUACAGAGUGAAAAUUCAGUUAAAUCCAUAAGGCUUUUAUGGCUUUUGGCUUUUUUUAUUGACACAAUUUUAUUUUGAAAUAAUUAAACAACUUUUAUUUUUAAAUUACUUUCACAUUGUAGUGCAUUUCCAUUUGAAGGAAUUAACUCUGUACCUCCUGUGGACCAAAUUUUUUUGACAUACAAAUCACAACAAUGGUGACAACCAAAGACAAUAUAUCAAGUAUAAGUUGAGCUCUAAAUAAUCACAAAAUGACAAAUAACUGCAAGUUAAAACAAAUACAAUAUCAGCAGCAUAUACAAAAUCUGCAAACAGUAGAGCUAUGGGCAGUACAUAGUCAUUUUAUAAUUUAUUCAUAAUGCAAAGCAUUUCUGAGAGCUGAAGUGCAGCUUGCUGAAUAUUGCUUACGCCUGAUAAAAAUGCAGAAAAUAAGAUUACUUUGUGGCAAUUUGAGUCUUUGAGGCUUACUUUGUUUAAAGGACUAUAGAAACAGCACUUGUAAAGGCAUAGGCUUUUCACUUUUUCUCAAGAAUAAUCUGGAAGGAAAUAAACACUGCAGAUAUAAAGAUGCAACAAACUCACAUUGAGAGAAAAUAUGAGCAAUUCAUCUGCAAAGAUCUACACUUUAAGAGGUAUGUUUAUUAUUUUGGCAUAUCUUUAUAUUUGUUUAUAUUUAUAUGUGUACAUAUUCUGGCUAACUUUGUUUUCAUUGAUUUUUUAAAAAUAAACAUUUACACAUAGUUAAGUGGGUAAUUGACAUGAAAUUUGAAGCAGUGUCAUCAGUGUCCUGCUGUAUGAUGCAUAAUUUUAUGAUCUUUUAUAACUGUUUAUACAUGUAUAAUAAAUUAUUAUUAUACUUGUUUCCACAACCUCAAAUUAACUAGGACAAUAGUUUAUUUGUACAUUUAGAAAACAGUUGAAAGGUGAUUAAGAUCUUUAAGAAAUGCUGACUUGUUACUGCACAUUAAAUACACUUAAAUACAUUUUCCCUUGAAUUUUCAAGUACAUUUUUACCUAACCAUUUUAGUAUGUUGGGAAAAACGUUUUCGGACAUGUUAUUUGUCUGAGCUAUAAAGUGCUUAUUUUGAAUGCUUUCUCUAAAAGAAAAAAAAAAAAUCCAGUUUCAAAUGUUUUAAAGUUAUGACAAUUUUUGCACUGGUGGGGCCCGAUGUCAUGAUUGGCAGUCAAUAGAAAUAUUUUAGUUUGGGUUUUUUUUACACAAAAAUUUAGCCAGAAAAUGAAAUAAAUGAGCUGGUGUGUUACGGGCUGGGUUUGGUGCGCCGCUCUGGGCCAGAAAGUCCAGGGCCACUUUUUAGUCCCAUUCUGCCCCUGGCUCCUACAAUGCCUCAGCACCCUACUUAUGGGGCACACCCCACACUUUGAGAACCACUGCCUUAAAGAAAGACUGAAUCUUUGUUAUUGGCCAAGGAAUGUCAAUGUAUUUUGUUU